AACUUACUUCGGAGCAAGAGGCGUCUACUACUGCUGCGGUUGCUGGCGGUGUGUCAUCUGCAAUUAUUCUUGUUGCGUUAGGUGUUGUUAUUGGAUUCUUCUUACUUAAGAGAAGGAAAGCUUCCGAAAAAUCCACUUCCAAACAAAGUCAGUUCUCGCAUCUGGAGACGAGACCGAAAGAACCUCGAAGGUCUAAUCUAUAUGGACAUGAAAACAGAUCAUUCGGUGGAGAAGAAGAAACAAGUAUGAAUGCAACAGGAGGGAAUGAUUAUUACAGUUUCGGUGAGCAGUUUAUGGGUAUAAGAAUAUACGAGCUCUGGGACUAUAUCCACGAGAAAAUGGAAAACAAAUGUGAAAAGCUGUUUGAAGAAUUUAAGACGUUGCCACAAGGGCUUGUUCAUAACUAUUAUUCAGCCGAUAACCUUGCUAAUAAGGGAAAGAACAGAUACAGGGAUAUGUAUGCAUAUGACCAUAGUCGUGUAGUUUUGGAAGACGUCGAAGAAGGUAAAAAUACCGAUUACAUCAACGCGUGUUAUAUUGAUGGAUAUGAAAAAGUAAAAAAGUUUGUGGCUUCACAAGGUCCAACAAAACAGAUGAUUGAGGACUUUUGGAGGAUGGUUUGGCAGCUGAAGUCAGAUAAAAUUGUCAUGCUCACCAAUCUGAUUGAAAUGGGAGCGACAAAGUGUUUGCAAUACUGGCCAAAGGAGGAAGAAGAAGAUGAGUGCACAUAUGGCAAUGUUGUUAUAAAACUCCUGAAAACGGAUAAAUACCUUGACUAUAACGUUAGAUACUUCGAGGUCGUGAAGAAUGGUGAAGCACCCCGUAGGAUCCGACAAUUCCAUUUCAAGUCUUGGCCAGACAAGGAUGUUCCUGACAGUACAUGGUGCCUCGUCAACUUCUGGAGAGCUGUUGAUACUAACGCUCCAUCAAAAGCAGGUCCCAUUGUUGUCCACUGCAGUGCUGGUGUUGGUAGAACAGGGACCUUUAUUGCCCUAGACAACUUGGUUAAUCAAGCAAGAAAAGAAGGUAGUGUGCGCCCGCUACAAACUGUGCAAACAUUAAGAAGGCAACGAGUCAACAUGGUUCAGACUAGAGAGCAGUACGUAUACGUGCAUGAAGCAGUCGCUGACGCCCUGUUGUUUGGUACACAUAUCGUAUGGGCAAAUCAGUUCGAAGAAAUGCUGACAUUCAUGUUAGAGAAAGAAAAGGGUGAUACUAGACCAAGACUACAAGUACAGUUUGAGCUUAUUGAAAAGAGUGUGGCGAACGCCUCGUCUGAUGUUGCGGAGAGUCCAGAAUAUUCAAAUGUUGAGACUAUAAUGUCUGAAAGUGACGCAUACAGGCCAAAACUGAAGAACAGAGGCUCCAAAUGUGUGCAACAGCUGAGUGCCAUAUACAUCUCUAAUUACAAGGGAAAGAGUACAUUCUUGGUGUCGAUGUCCCCGGAUCAAGGUACAAUGGAAGAGUUCUGGUCUCUAGUUGACGACAGCAACAUCAAAACAAUUAUAAUGCUGACAGAGCAGUCGACGACAUGUUACAGGGCUAGUUGUGAACUAGGAUCGGGUGCAAACAACGACAACAAAUUCAGUGUCAACAAAAUUGAAGAAAAGAUCAGAAAAGGCUACACAGAAAGGACCUUUACUUUUAAAGAAAGUGGUAGAGAGGAAGAGGAAGACCUUACAACAGUGAAACAGUUUGAACACACAGCAUGGAAGGGCAGAUACCCGGUUCCUGGUGACACAAAGUCCCUCCUAGACAUGAUAGAAUCUGUCCAAAAGUGGCAGCCACAUUUGUCUGAGUCUCAGCCUAUACUGAUUCACUGCAGUGACGGUUGUUCAAGAUCUGGUAUAGUAUGUGUACUCCUGAAUGAGUUACAGAGGAUGAAGUAUGAAGGAGGUCACAUCAAUAUCGUGGAGUCUGUAAAGAUGAUGAAGAAAAGACAGAGUCACCUGAUCAGCAAUUAUGAACAAUACAAGUUCUGUUUCGAUCUGAUGAUGGCUCACAUCCAGAUGUCGGAACUGUACCAAAACCUGUGAAGAUCUUCAGUGAUAUAUGCUAUGAAAAUGACUACGUAUAAACAAUAUGUUGCAUUUGUACACAUACGAUCAUGUUUCAAAUGUAACAAUUGUAUGUUAAAUUCAGUUUGCUUGUAGAUAGUUCUUUAGUUUUGAAGGAAACAAUUUAUUUGUUAGAUAUAUUUAAUCAGAGUUGGGUAUGUGGGUUUACGUUUUCCUUUUUAUUAUUUCAAUUAGACGGUUUUAGUUUUAUCGUUGGAGAUAUGCGGAUAAAUGUGUGGAAAUGCAAUGUGUAAGUGGAUGAUUUAUUUAAUCAAACGAGUUCUUAAUAUAUGACAAUCAUAUACCUGUUUCACGAGGUCCGUCUUCCUUAGUAGUUACUUUUUUCAGUGUGAAGUAUGAUUUGAAGAUAACUGUCAUCAUGAUGAAUAUUAUGCAUAAUAUUAGGUUACUGCUGAUGUGCAUCGUUUCUUAAUAUGUUUGUAUGUUACGUUACGUAUUUUAGUGAGCCAGUAUCACGUGUGCGAUAUUAUUUGCAACGAAGUACUUUUCUAUUUCAAUUGAUUUUACUUGCUUCGGGAAAUAUUUUUGUUGAUUUCGGACGCCUGUGAACGAUGUUUACGUCAGUUAGACACUGGUUUUAUUUGCACAUUUCUUUCUUAUAGCAGAUGUACCUCUUCAUGAUUUAAAUGUUACGGAUUUGUCUUAAACACUGGUGAAGUAUUUAACAAGCUGUGUCAAAAUGAUUAAAUGUGAAGAAAGAAAUAAUUUAGGUCGAACAAGUCUUUCAUCUUUCAGUGACAGCUUCUAACGUAACCAUUCGGGCACAUUUUGAUGAUAUUUCUUUUGACUUCAUGUAUCUUUUGUCAUUAUUUGCAAUAUGACAUUGUUUUAGUAAUCUUUUUGCCAAAUUUCGAUACAUAUUUGAAAAAUGUCCAUAUGGAACCGUAACCUUUAAAUCAUGUGCACUAAAACUGAAAUAGUAAAACUUUCAGUAAUAUGUAUGUUCAAACGAGUAUGUUCAGUCGAAUUGAAAUUCAUUAUCAAAUCGUGUAAUUCUCCUAGUUAUUUAUUGUAAAAUAACAUUACUCUUGACGGAAAAGUGCUCU
Messenger RNA from Mercenaria mercenaria, 3124 nucleotides. RefSeq names its product receptor-type tyrosine-protein phosphatase alpha-like. Gene Ontology annotation, biological process: protein dephosphorylation. Lineage: Eukaryota; Metazoa; Mollusca; Bivalvia; Venerida; Veneridae. The coding region runs from base 246 to 2036 and encodes 596 amino acids. Gene Ontology annotation, molecular function: protein tyrosine phosphatase activity. The record is from RefSeq and is a predicted model, not a curated record. The transcript has 18 exons.